This is a messenger RNA of [Torrubiella] hemipterigena, 924 nucleotides long. NCBI's taxonomy places the organism in Eukaryota, Fungi, Ascomycota, Sordariomycetes, Hypocreales, Clavicipitaceae. The record is from the annotation of a GenBank genome assembly.
AUGGAACCCAACCCCGAGCUAUGCAAAAAAUAUGCCCAGUUUGCAUCACACAUGGUGCGAUGGCAGUUCAAGAUCAUAUACUGGUUUAUGUUUAUAACAAAUCUCAUCGUCUUGUUUUUGGCGUCCUGGAUUUAUACAAAAGGCCAGCAGGCGUGUGAGACAUACCAAGGGAAUUCUCACAAGAAGUCAGCGGCUCUCAAGAAGUACAUUCUGUUGUGCUCGAUCUGUGUCCUCGUAUCAACGGUUAUUGUGACCAUGGAGGCAUACGCGCUGCUUGCACUACAGUUUUGCGAUGGCGAGGACCUCAUGUCGCUAUAUUGGUCGACUUGGACUAUGAUGCAAAUUGGAUCCCUUAUCGCCAUUGUGGGUAUAAUUCUCGCAAUGUUCCAUACCCUUCAAGACCGAAGACAUCCGCCAUGGGCAUUGGCGUUAGGCACCCCUGUCUUGGUUAUUGCAGGAUUCCUUCACCUCUUUCAUGAUUGCACAUCAAGAAAAGUCAGCAAGAUGCGACAUAAUUCGCAUAUUGGCACGCUCCCGUCAUCGUCAUCUACGUUGUCAUCAGACCCAGAAGCCGCUGGUGCGCAAACAAGGCCGGUCUUGACCUUGAAUACCAACACCAGCCCCAGGUCCUUGAGCGACGCUACCACAGUAAGGAAUCUCUCGGAACGUAACGUAAACGACACGCCGCUCGCAGAAUUCGUCGGAUUCACAACCAAUGGGGACCCGAUUGUCCGAUUCCUCACCAAUUCUCCAACUUAUAUAACCGAUUCUGCUGAGUUUAUUGGAUAUUAUGAAGAUGAAAAACCAAUUGUUGCUUUCCGCAAAGGCUCUAUUCAUUUCGUAUGCGGUAAGGGAAGUUCUCAAGAGCCUCCUCCCUCACCAGGAUGCGGCCCUUUAGAGUCGGCUAGCUCAUCACCAGCAUAG